Stylophora pistillata is the source of this 1459-nucleotide messenger RNA. RefSeq names its product LIM domain only protein 3. Lineage: Eukaryota; Metazoa; Cnidaria; Anthozoa; Scleractinia; Pocilloporidae. Gene Ontology annotation, cellular component: nucleus. Gene Ontology annotation, biological process: positive regulation of transcription by RNA polymerase II. The record is from RefSeq and is a predicted model, not a curated record. Gene Ontology annotation, molecular function: DNA-binding transcription factor binding; transcription coactivator activity.
UUUUGAAAGGAAAACAACUUUUACAGACUUGGUCGAAUCGCUGAUGACAUUAAGAUAAACAUUACUUAAGUGUUUGGCAAUAACAGACAGUUUAUCAACCACACGACUCAGUAAAUUGAAACCUUGAGCCAGACCCUAUAAUUUUUAUUUUGCCCUCGCGCUUAACUAAUGUUUUAACAGCUUUCUUGAAGUUUUCUCAGUAGGUAUUAGAAUGUCCGGAUGUAUUCAGUAAUAUAAGCGAUUUAUCUCCUCGCUUCUUAAGGAGUCGAGACGUUAUGAUGAACGAUGGAAAUUCAAGCAAAUUUAAUUUUUGAAGUGUUGAACUUGAAAAUGGUUCAAUUCUCUGCAGUGCUGCAUUAAAGAAACCGCAGAAUUGAAGCAAGGAAGCGAAAGGGAAAUGAUUAUAGCAAAAAGGCGUAAAACUAUACGCCGCAACAAGCUGUUCGCCAACAGAUUAUAAGUGAGCCGCAGCUGUGAAUAUAAUGAACUGUUGAAUCCCCAUUCGGUCGUGAGCAGAGCUUCUCAGCCACACACGCGUGACUCCGCGCGCGCAAUAAACAUUUCAAUUAUGCUCUGAUGAGCGGCUUCUCGCUUGCAGAAGACAAAGAGAAUAAUGGUGAAAAGGUGGAUGAGGAAAAGCCGAAGGAACUGAAAAUCUGUGCGCAGUGUAACAAAAAGAUCGAGGGGAAGUUUUUGCUGCGAGCCUUAGACCAGUUCUGGCACGAAGAGUGUUUGAAGUGUUCCUAUUGCAAUACUCAGCUGUCUGACUUGAGCUUUAAGUUUUACAUCAAAGGAGAUCAAAUACUUUGUAAACGAGACUACAUCAGACUGUUUGGAGCCACAGGAAUUUGCUCUCGAUGCUUGAAAAUCAUUCCACCGCUUGAGAUGGUAAUGCGGGCGCGUGAACACGUGUAUCACUUGGACUGCUUCGCUUGUCACGUGUGUCGAUACAGAUUCUGUGUUGGAGACCGAUUCUACCUUUAUUACAACACAAUCCGCUGUCAAGAUCAUUAUUAUGGCGACAGGGGCUACUUCUACCAGACUCCUUUCUUUUGGUGACUCGAUCCUACGCGAGGGGAUGACAGUUUCUCUUGUCAACUCCUCUCUGUAAGCUCUCUCUCAUUUCAGCAUGACCGUCGCAAAGGACAAGGAAACGAGUCUGACUUUUGGUUUGCCUUUCAAAACGUUUUUCUCACUAAGAUUUGUUUUUCUCACUAAGAUUGUAAAUCCAUGAAUGCAUUCACAAUUACAUGAAAAGAUUUUAAGACUUGUACUUUGUUUUGCAAAUUUCUACUUUUGCUCGGACAUUGUUUUUUGUUUAUUGCAAUAUUUCGUGCUGAUAGCUUUAGAAUGAAAUGAGAUAAAAGUUGUAUUUUCGAGUAACAAGAGAAUGUGCAUUACGGAAGAUUAUGACGGUGUAAAAAUAAAUCUUAAAGAUUCAAAUAUCCAUUUACUUGAA